Messenger RNA from Nematolebias whitei (Rio pearlfish), 1383 nucleotides. RefSeq names its product Kin17 DNA and RNA binding protein (gene kin). The transcript has 12 exons. The record is from RefSeq and is a predicted model, not a curated record. Gene Ontology annotation, biological process: DNA damage response; DNA replication. Gene Ontology annotation, cellular component: nucleus. Gene Ontology annotation, molecular function: double-stranded DNA binding. Bases 125 to 1297 code for a protein of 390 amino acids. Lineage: Eukaryota; Metazoa; Chordata; Actinopteri; Cyprinodontiformes; Rivulidae.
UUUGACGCUUCGCACGCGGAAACUGUUUACCUUGUUAGCUGUUGCGUCUUAGCCGCGAAUCUGCGGAAAAUUACACCUAUUUUGGAAAGAAAACGAGUGUUCUUGUUUGUUAGAAGCGUUCGCAAUGGGAAAAGCAGAUUUUCUGUCGCCUAAGGCGAUUAGCAACCGAAUAAAAGCUAAAGGUCUUCAGAAGUUGAGGUGGUACUGUCAAAUGUGUCAAAAACAAUGCCGAGAUGAGAACGGGUUUAAGUGUCACUGCAUGUCGGAGUCCCAUCAGAGACAGCUUCUGCUGGCCUCAGAAAACCCAACAAAGUUCCUGGAUUACUUCUCUGAUGAGUUUAAAAGCGACUUCUUGGAGCUGCUGAGAAGACGUUUUGGAACCAAACGCGUGCACAACAACAUCGUUUACAAUGAAUACAUCAGUCACCGGGAGCACGUCCAUAUGAACUCCACAAAGUGGGAAACUCUUACCGAGUUCACCAAAUGGCUGGGCAGAGAAGGUUUGUGCAAAGUUGAUGAGACUCCUAAAGGCUGGUACGUUCAAUAUGUCGACCGCGACCCGGAGACCAUCCGCCGCCAAGAAGAGCAGGCGAGGAAGAAGAAGCAGGAUCUAGACGACGAGGAGAGGAGCGCCAAGUUCAUCGAGGAGCAGGUCCGCCGAGGCCGAACAGAGGCAGAGCAGGAAGAUCCAGUUUACACUGAGCUUAAGCGUGAGAAUGAAGAAGAAAAAGUUGCUUUCAAUCUGAGUGCGCCUGUAGCCAGCUCCUCCAAAUCAAGUUCUGUCCUCGGGGCUAGUGCUCUGAAAGCUUCAGCAUCGUCAUCCUCAGUCAAAAGGAAAGACACGUCCUCCAGCUCAGACUCAAGAGCGGAGAAAAAAAAGAAGUCUGCCCUGGAGGAGAUCAUAGAGAUGGAGGAGAGAAAGAAGAAGAAGGAGACUUCAGUCAGAACGGAUUACUGGCUGCAGCCCAACAUUGUAGUCAAAAUCGUCACUAAAAAGCUUGGAGAGAAGUACCAUAAGAAGAAGGCUGUUGUCAUGGAGGUGCAAGACAGAUACGCUGCGGUGGUGAAAAUGGUCGGCACCGGAGACAAACUGAAACUAGACCAGAACCACUUGGAGACGGUCAUACCUGCUCCAGGUAAACGGGUUUUGAUCCUGAACGGUCCGUACAGGGACACCGAAGCCGUGCUCGAGGGGAUCGAUGAGAAACGGUUCAGCGCAACGCUUACACUGGACUCUGGUCAUCGGAAAGGGGAUAGAGUGGACGUUGCUUAUGAAGACUUUUCCAAACUGGCCUGAAAAUGUCAAAGAUUUUGUUUAAUCUUCCGACUGAGGGACUCUACUGUGUCAGAGUUUAUUCCCAGACGCUCUUCUCUUAUGUAUAU